AUUGCCUAUUCUGUCUUCGUUCCAGAAACAUCUUGUGUUCGACGUAGAUCGAAUCCGAAUGCGUUAUGACGCUGUUCAGGAAUAAACAGCGACAUUUACUUGAUUGACAUUUUGACCGACAAUUCCGUCAUGGGAGCUACCUGAGUUAGAAAAGGUGUUGUGACAGUCGAAAACUUUUGUGUUUGUGUUUCUUUCAAGAAAUUGUGCCCGCGAAUUACGCUAUGGAACUGCCAAAGUAUUGGAGUUUUGGCCUACUUCUUCUAUUCAGACUGGUUUCGGUACACUGUCAGCAACAGCUCUUAAACUAUGAAGAAGAAGAAGAGGAAUUCACGCCAGUAGUGACCCAUCGAUGUGAGCGUGGCCAAAUGAUCGUCGAUGUCACGACGCAACAGCCCUUUAGGGGCAUCAUACAUCCUAGAGACCACAGGACGGGGCCCUGCGUGGCCCAGGGGCGGGGAGGGCGAACGACAACCCUCACGUUAGAUUUACAUGCUGACAAAAGCGAUCCAAGGUACUGCGGCGUUCAAGUCAGAAAGCCAAGUUCUGGUGAUGUAACUGUAGCUUUAGCAGUCAGAGUUCAUCCGACGUUAGAGUUAUCGGAAGACAAAUAUUUCUUCCUCACUUGUGGAAAAGCUGGAUUUAGAAAUGCCAGGAAUGAAACCUCUAGGGUGACUUUAAAUUUUUACCACAAUGGUAAGAAAGUUCAAGAGCUUAUAGUCAAUCAAGAGUAUGAACUCAGAGCAGCCAUGACGAAACCUGACAAUAUUCAUAAAUUGAAGGUGAAAUCUUGUCUGAGUUUUGCACCGAAUAAUUCAGAAGUGCAGCUGCUUGAUUCUAACGGCUGCCCUCUCACCAGAUCAUUAUCAUCCUUUACGUACAACGACACAAGCCAUUCUGCAAAUGCUGUGCUGUCGUCAAUGUUCAAAUUCCCGGACAGCAACAGAGUUAGUGUACAGUGUGAUAUCAUACUCUGCAGGGGACCUUGCGAACAGGCACCUUGUCGGAGGAGUACUGAUCCAACUCCCAGAGCUCUUCCUCGAAUUAGAAAUGGUACAGACGAUGGUCAGCUUAUGGCAUCCACUUCAGUGUUUGUUUUACAGCCUGGUGAUCCCAUUCUGGCAGAAGCACUGGAGAGUUGCUCAGAAUGGCGAUUUCCAUGGUUGAUUGGCCUGUGCAUCUGCCUGGCCAUUCUUCUUCUUGUCAUGUUAAUAGUCAAUAUAUUCCUGUGUUCAUCUCUAACAUGCACAUGUACAAAAACAGAGGUCGUCGACAAAGAACCAUCAGAAAUGGACGACUAUGAUCCCUACAGAGUAGGCUGGGUAUCUGGUUCUCACUAUGGUUCAAGGAGCUCUCUCCACAAACCUGGUUACAUGUCAGGAGGAUCUACACUUAACUCAACUGCCCGCUCUGUAAGCAAUGCAAGCGACCACUAUGCCAUUGUACAUUCCAGACCUGGGAGCAGGUACUCGCAACAUUCCAGCAAAGAACCUUUGCACAAGAGCUCUGGAGGCUCUAUCCUGUCCAAUGGUCAUCAUAAUCAUUAUAACUCAAGAAUCUAGACAGCUGAAUCUCACAGUUGAAGCAUCUGGGACUGAACUGAAUAGUGACUUUACAAAAUGUUCAGUUGGUGCCAGCGUGAACGGUUCUGUCCGUGAUUUCUCACCAAGGUGUUUUAGAAGUUUUACGUUCUGAAGCAGAUGAAUAUACAAGAAAAUGAGACAUAAAACGUUGCCGUAUUGAAAAGUUCUGUUUAUAUUGCUCUUAAGUGAAAAAAUGCGAGGAAAAUACAACGAUUUUGCAGCAGUCUUUUCUGAAAAAAAACCCCUCUCACUCCCAGACUUUCACUGCUUUCUAACCAUUGAUUCCACUAAUAUUGAAUCGACAAAUCAUACAUAAACAUUAAUGGAUUAAAAAUUAAUUAGUUUGUUCAAAUAUAUACUUUAAAAAAUAUAUAUCUUGAUACGUUUGUUGAAGCAUAGCAAAUGCGACUGUGGAAAGUUUUUAUGAGGCAAGCUAGAAUACAAAACUGGAAUCUUGGCAUUUCUAUCAAAGUAGAUCAUACCUUAUUAACCUUCAAUAUGUAGAUUGCUGCUUCUAUGAAUACACGACAGCCAUCUUGUUUUCCGCAAUGUUGAUUCGGUGCUAAGUUUUUCCGCACUAGUUGACUUUCACAUUUUACUUCAGCAUAGUAAAUUUAAAGUUAUGUGCAUUAAAAUAUCUACAUAAAUUUGAAGUACCCGAUAAGGACUCUUGUAACUGGAUUUAAUAUUUUGUUAGUAUGGUAAAAUUGAAACUUAUUACAUUGAAGUUGAUUACACUUUAUUACUGCAGUUGAAAUACAUACAAGAAGUUUCAGGCCAGUGAAGGCAAAAUAUUUGUUGCAACUUAAACAAGUGAUAUCGAGAACAAGUUAAGGUUUUCUGAAUCUUUUGGUUAUAAAAGUCAGUGAUGAACAAGUUGUCUAAUGGAAAAAGUAACUACAAAGUAAUUUAAAUUGUAUAUUAUGUUGGACGCUUUGUUUGCAAUUUAGGAAAAGGAAAACCGGUUGAGGUAUAAACUACAUAUGUUUUUUUAAGGAAAUUCUAUUGCAGAAAUUGGAAAUUAAAAUUGAGAUAAUUUAUUCAGGGGAAGAAAUUAUUACAAAGAUGCUUUAUACGUGAAAUUUUUAGAAGGAAUGUGGGCGUUGGAGAAAAUCGCUAAUUGCCUAGAUGCUGCUGAGCUUACUAUAUGUACAUGUCAUUUUGAAAAUCAUCUUCAUUUAAAAUCAUUUCAUUUGAAGGCAUUAUUCAUUAAUUAAUAUCUUCAUUAUUAACAGGACUGACUGUGAAAUACUUUUCAGGUGUUCUACUUUACUGCACGUCUCAAACUUGUGAAUAUCAUAGUGCAAACUAUAAUGCAUAUUUAGAUAACUGUACAGCACAAGGACACCUAAAACUAAUUCAUCGUAAAAAUUAGAGUACGUGUUUUAAACUGUCUUUAAAAAUACUGUAAAUAGUUAUUAAAUUUCUUAUUCGUACUACCUUUAAAAAAAUUUUUUUAACAAAAUUAUAGAAAUUGGUGUACUACUUACUGUUAGGUACUAACUCUGGCAGCUGAAUUUUAUUUGUUAUUAAAAACCAUAUUUUAUAGGAGAAUUCUUACUUUAAGUUUUAGAAAUGUAUGCAAUCAUCUUCGAUAAAAAAAAAAACCUCUAUGUCAAAUCUUUUUUUUACAACCUCUAUGUGAAAUACUGCUUACUUAAAAAGAAUCAACUACUUAUUUUUUUUCCUGAAAUAAUUGUUGGACAAUUGUGCUGAACAAAUGUAAAUAUGUUAUUUUUAUUGACAUUAAAUAAUUUUAAUAAUUGUA
This is a messenger RNA of Uloborus diversus, 3348 nucleotides long. RefSeq lists its product as uncharacterized. The record is from RefSeq and is a predicted model, not a curated record. Bases 222 to 1559 code for a protein of 445 amino acids. The transcript has 10 exons. Lineage: Eukaryota; Metazoa; Arthropoda; Arachnida; Araneae; Uloboridae.